AUGCUAAAAAUUAUGCUGGCACAAUCUAUAAAAGCCUACAUCUUAGUCAUCCCAGUCAAUCCAUUCGUCCUAGUGAUCCCAGUCACCCUAGUCAUCCCAGUCAUCCCAGUUAUCUUAGUGAUCUCAGUCAUCCAAGUCACCCUAGUCUUCCUAGUCAUCCCAGUCACCCCAGUCAUCCUAAUCAUCCCAGUCACUUUAGUCAUCCUAGUGAUCCCAGUCAUCCCAGUCACCCUAGUCAUCCUAGUCAUCCCAGUCACCCCAGUCAUCCUAGUCAUCCCAGUUAUCCCAGUCAUCCUAGUCAUCCCAGUAACCCUAGUCAUCCGAGUGAUCCCAGUUAUCCCAGUCACCCUAGUCAUCCUAGUGAUCCCAAUCAUCCCAGUUACCCUAGUCAUCCUAGUGAUGCCAGUUAUCCCAGUCAACCUAGUCAUCCUAGUGAUCCCAGUUAUCCUAGUCAUCCCAGUCGUCCUAGUCAUCCCAGUCACCCUAGUCAUCCCAGUCAUCCCAGUCACCCUAGUCAUCCUAGUGAUCCCAGUCAUCCUAGUCAUCCCAGUCACCCUAGUGAUCCCAGUCAUCCCAGUCACUCUAGUCAUCCUAGCGAUCCCAGUCGUCCUAGUCAUCCCAGUCACCCUAGUGAUCCUAGUGAUCCCAAUUAUCCCAGUCAUCCCAGUCAACCUUGUCAUCCUAGUGAUCCCAGUUAUCCUAGUCAUCCCAGUCGUCCUAGUCAUCCCAGUCACCCUAGUCAUCCUAGUGAUCCCAGUUAUCCCAGUCAUCCCAGUCACCCCAGUCAACCUAGUCAUCCUAGUGAUCCCAGUUAUCCUAGUCAUCCCAGUCGUCCUAGUCUGCUAGUGAUCCCAGUCAUCCCAGUCACCCUAGUCAUCCUAGUGAUCCCAGUUAUCCCAGUCGUCCUAGUCAUCCCAGUCACCCUAGUCUUCCUAGUGAUCCCAGUCACCCCAGUCACCCUAGUCUUCCUAGUGAUCCCAGUCACCCCAGUCAUCCUAGUGAUCCCAGUCAUCCCAGUCACCCUAGUCAUCCCAGUCACCCUAGUCACCCUUGUCAUCCUAGUCAUUCCAGUCACCCUAGUUAUCUUAGUGAUCUCAGUCAUCCCAGUCAUCCUAGUCUUCCUAGUCAUCCCAGCCACCCCAGCCAUCCUAGUCAUCCCAGUCACCCUGGUCAUCCUAGUAAUCCCAGUCAUCCCAGUCAUCCUAGUCAUCCCAGUCAUCCUAGUCAACCCAGUAACCCUAGUCAUGCGACUGAUCCCAGUUAUCCCAGUCACCCUAGUCAUCCUGGUGAUCCCAGUCAUCCCAGUCACCCUAGUCAUCCUAGUGAUCCCAGUCAUUCCAGUCACCCUAGUCAUCCUAGUGAUCCCAGUUAUCCCAGUCGUCCUAGUCAUCCCAGUCAUCCUAGUCUUCCUAGUCAUCCCAGUCACCCUAGUCAUCCUAGUGAUCCCAGUCAUCCCAGUCACCCUUUUCAUCCUAGUCAUCUCAGUUAUCCCAGUCAUCCUAGUCAUCCCAGUCACCCUAGUCAUCCUAGUGAUCCCAGUCAUCGCAGUCACCCUAGCCAUGUUAGUAAUCCCAAAAACUUCAGUCAUCUUUGUCAUCCCAGUUGUCAGUAUCAUCCCAGUCAUUCCAGUCAUAGAAGUCAUAGAUUCCAGUCCCAGUCAUGUUAUUUAUUCCAGUAAUUCCAGUCAUCAGAGUUAUAGUAGUCACGCUAGUUAUCCUUGUCAUCACAGUCAUCCCAUUCAGUUACUAAGCCAGACAGUCAUUUGAAUAGAUCAACGUGGUAAGAAAUUUGAAGGGUACAAUAUGGACUGCAUAUCUGCACCAACAGGUACUAUAAUAACAACCUCAUAAUAAUAAUAAUAAUAAUAAUAAUAAUAAUAAUAAUAAUAAUAAUAAUAAUGAUAUGGAUUCCAUAUUAUUAUUAUUAUUAUUAUUAUUAUUAUUAUUAUUAUUAUUAUUAUUAUUAUUAUUAUAUUAGCAGAACUUGGCUAUUGAUUUAAACGUUGUGACAGUUGAACAAAGUCGACAAAUGCUAAUCCAGGAGAAAACUUAUAAUGAUCACGGUUUUUGCAUUUAAGUUUUCUGAUUAUGAGUACUUCACCAACAAGUGCAUGUCUCUUGGAAUUUUAGCAAUCAAUCAAAUAAUUUUGUUCUUGAAACCAAAAAGAUUUCAAUGCGUUUCAGCUGUCUUUGUCUUGUGAUUCCCUGCCGCCAUGAAAGUGGCGAUUGCAAGCAUUUAUUUAAUAUAAAAUGUCCAAUUCAAACAAAGUUCAACAGAAAUGCUAAAUGUACCCCUUAAAAAUAAUGGUUUUACUUGCUUGGUCUUAAAGUACCAAUAUCAUUUCUUCAGAAGUCAAUUAUAAAAUAUUUGUUCGAUCCUGUUGAUUUCUUUUAAAUACACUUUAGAAAUGCCAGUCACAGAAUCCCCGACAGCUGUAGCUGUUCAGGACUACACUCAUUUGGAUGAUCCUGGGUUAAAUCAUUAUAUUUUCAUCACAAUAAUUUUGACCACGCUGUACAACUGUACUCGAUUUAAUUUUAUUUUGGAAUUUUGCUCGUUUACGUUGCAUUUUAUUUUGCACAUUUUUUUAGUUUAUAUUGUUGUUGUUGUUGUUUUACUGGAAAAAGUAUACACUUGAUGCUGAAAUAACUUUGAAAUGAAAGAAUUAGGCACAAUGUAACCAUGUUACAACAGCUUUCCCUGGAUUAGCUUAAUCAAACUUUGAAAUCACCUGGCCAACGAUCCUGUUUAUCUGGUUCACUCAAGAGCUGGAUUACAAAGUAAAACAUAGAGCACAUACAGUACUGAAGAUAACAGAGGCUCUUUGCUCGUGAAAGUCCUUGUCCAGUCUUCUGUGGCAUCUGAUCUGGAAACAAAAGUUUAAAAUAUUCAAUAAAGCUCAUCAGUUAUUUUCAGAACAGACCAAUUUCCCAUUAACAUUCAAACCUUGUUUUAUGGACACCCAAUUAAUACAGAAACCUAAUAAUUACGGACACUUUGCUCUGUCCCUGAGGAAAGAAAGCCCUCUCUAAAUCGAAGCUGCUUAAUCUAGACAUCCCGUUAAUAUGGACACUUUCUAUGGCCCCCUUAGUGCCCAUAUUUAAAAGGUUUAACUGCAUCACAUUUUCAUGAAUACCAGUGAGCAAACAUAUUGGAAUAAUUUACCACAUGAUUAUAAUAAUAAAUUAACACCCACCCCUUGACUAUACUAGCAAAUAACACUUGUGGUAUCAGUUUUAUAGAACUUUUACAAAUAUAAUUAUUACAAGUGUACAGAUGUAGCAAUAUGAUUUCAGACUGUUUCCACUGAUUUAGGACCAGUGGUUUUUUGGGCUUAAUUUAAGUUCCAGAGGCCUGUUUCUCAAAAGUCCCAGCAACUUUUCAGGCUCGAAAUCAAAUAUUCAAAUUGAAAUAUAAAGAAUAAAUGCAUUCAGUCAUUCCAAAUAUAAGACGUAAGCAAGAGGAGAUUUGAAAUGCACUCAUCAAGUUCACAGAAUACGAAUAUACAAGUCAGCACAGAUAUGCAGUCUACCAACUAUACCAUUAAAAUACGAAUGUGAAUUGCUCAGACCCUUCAGCUGUCAUACAGGUCAGUUCAGACAUCGGUCUGUCUUUUGAAACAGUCGGGUUAAAUGUCAGAUUAUUCUGCAUUGAUUCUGUUCAGCCAGAAUGAAAACCAACAGGCGGUCAGUUAUUCAGUUUGACAAAUCCUCGUUCGGCCAGUAUUCAAACCAGUAAGUCAGUAAUAACUUUGGAAUUUUUUUUCCCAUUAGCCAAACAAGUGACUUUAAAAGUCCUAGUCAUUCUAGUCACCCUAUCUAUCACAGCACCCCACUCCUCCCAGUCAUCCUAGUCAUUCCAGUCACCCUAGUCAUCCUAGUGAUCCCAGUCAUCCCAGUCACCCUAGUCAUCCUAGUGAUCCCAGUUAUCCCAGUCAUCCUAGUCAUCCCAGUUACCCUAGUCAUCCCCCUAGUCAUCCUAGUGAUCCCUGUUAUCCCAGUCGUCCUAGUCAUUCCAGUCACCGUAGUCAUCCUAGUGAUCCCAGUCAUCCCAGUUACCCUAGUUAUCCUGGUGAUCCCAGUCAUCUCAGUCGUCCCAGUCAUCCCAGUUACCCUAGUCAUCCUAGUGAUCCCAGUUAUCCCAGUCGUCCCAGUCAUCCCAGUCACCCUAGUCACCCUAGUCAUCCUAGUCAUUCCAGUCAUCCCAGUCACCCUAGUCAUCUUAGUGAUCCCAGUUAUCCUAGUCAUCCCAGUCGUCCUAGUCAUCCCAGUCACCCUAGUCAUCCUAGUGAUCCCAGUUAUCCCAGUCGUCCUAGUCAUCCCAGUCACCAUAGUGAUCCCAGUGAUCCCAAUCAUCCCAGUCAUCCCAGUCAACCUUGUCAUCCUAGUGAUCCCAGUUAUCCUAGUCAUCCCAGUCGUCCUAGUCAUCCCAGUCACCCUAGUCAUCCUAGUGAUCCCAGUCACCCUAGUCAUCCUAGUGAUCCCAGUCAUCCCAGUCACCCCAGUCAACCUAGCCAUCCUAGUGAUCCCAGUUAUCCUAGUCAUCCCAGUCGUCCUAG
Messenger RNA from Porites evermanni, 4558 nucleotides. NCBI's taxonomy places the organism in Eukaryota, Metazoa, Cnidaria, Anthozoa, Scleractinia, Poritidae. The record is from the annotation of a GenBank genome assembly.